This is a messenger RNA of Caenorhabditis bovis, 744 nucleotides long. The record is from the annotation of a GenBank genome assembly. Lineage: Eukaryota; Metazoa; Nematoda; Chromadorea; Rhabditida; Rhabditidae.
AUGCCCCCAAACUUGUACGAGUCGCGAAGCAAAUCUUCGAACACAUAUUUCGAAGUAAUUCUUGCGGUCACUCAUUUUUUUGGAUUCAUAACUAUCCUUCUCAAUGGAUUUUUCUUCAACUCGUUUGAAAAUGGUCUUGCCUGGCCAACAAAAAAUAGGGAAUGCAAAGGAAAAGGUGAUAUGCUUCAUGGUUUCCUUAUGAUUCUAGCUUUCAUUUUUUUCCAAGGCGAAGCGUUAUUAUGCUAUCGAGUGUACAGAUAUAAUGCAAAAAUCAUCUCAAAACUUAUUCAUACGUUUUUGCAUGGAGCUGCAAUUGGAUUAGGCCUCACAUCUCUUGUCGUAAUCAUUAUUAACAAUAACAUUGAUAAGGAAAAACAUUUUUCCACAGUUCAUAGCUGGAUUGGUGUAAUAAUUUUAUUGGUCUACAACAUUCAGUUUGUGUUCGGCUUUUUAACAUUCUUAUUCCCAUGCACUCCGGGAAGUUAUCGAGCUCGAUUAAUUCCGCUUCAUCGCGCUGUUGGAGCUUCGUGCAUGAUUCUAGCUUGUAUUCAAUGUACAAUCGGGCACGUUCAACGAAUAUCCUGGCAUGGGCCAGAUUGCUACAUGAAUUUGUCAUGCCCAAAUCGUCUCGAAUACGUCCUAAGUUUCGCGAUUCUUACGAUGAUUCUAUACACAUUACUAGUCAUCGGACUAAUAGUCCCACAAAAUUGGAAGCGCGUGAAAACCCCUGAUGAGCUAAAGUAA